Messenger RNA from Spodoptera frugiperda (fall armyworm), 2871 nucleotides. RefSeq lists its product as uncharacterized. Gene Ontology annotation, biological process: proteolysis. The transcript is spliced from 9 exons. Gene Ontology annotation, molecular function: serine-type endopeptidase activity. Lineage: Eukaryota; Metazoa; Arthropoda; Insecta; Lepidoptera; Noctuidae. The record is from RefSeq and is a predicted model, not a curated record. The coding region runs from base 121 to 2871 and encodes 916 amino acids.
AAGAAAAUUUUCAAUAUUAUUCGUCUCAAAAUAAAUGAUAACUUGGAGAAUCGUACGGCAUCUUAAAUUAAAUGAUGAAUAAGAGAAUUAUACCCAGUGUCUGUCUCAGUUUCUGUAAAAAUGGGGCUAAAACAUGGUUGUAGAAAAGUAUCGCAUUGUCAGAGAAGAGUAAUCAACGGCAAUGAAGUUUCGGAAGAUAAAACGUAUGUGGUAUACUUAGUAAAAGCACCAUUUUCACAGAAAAUCUAUGACUCAUGGCUCUGUGGUGGAGCGCUGGUGUCCAAAGAAUUCAUUUUAACAUCAGCUGCUUGCGUAGAAGACGUAGACUACUUGUAUGCGAUCGCAGGAUACAGAAAAUAUAUUAAGGACAAGUUUAUUGAAUACGAUGAUUGUACUAAGACUAUGAAGAAGAAAGUUAUUUACACUUGCGUGCCGGUAGCCUACGAAUUUUCCUACGAUGAAAUUGAAAAGUGGUCGUACAUAGACAUUGCAUUGGUAAAAGUGGAAUCACCGUACAAUUUGUUCGACGCCAGAUUUCAGAUAAUGUGCUCGUAUAUACCCUCUAUAAUACGCAUCAACUUCGACCCUAAACAUCAAGUGCCUGGCACAGAAGCUAUGGUGCUUGGGUGGGGGCACACAGAAAUGUGGCGAGAGCAUGGUGACAAAGUCAACUAUAACCAAGAAAUACUCCAUUAUUCAGCAACACUGCUAAUGGAUAAACAGCUUUGCAAAGAUCACUAUAAGGACUAUCCAGAAAUGCUCAAAACAAUUGACACGUAUAUGCUAUGUUCAUUGGACGCUGGUCACAUGAACGAUAAGGGAGAAAUAAUAUCAAGUAAUCAUACAUUGGUUGAUGGCUGCGUUACACAACAAGAGAAAUUGAUGGGUGAAACAGGUGAUAUGUGUCCAAUGGAACCAUAUCAGGAACCAAUUCUCGUAGACUAUGUCAACUAUCCUAGAGAUGAAACUCGCAAACGGAUGAAUGCAAAUGAUACGAUUGACAAUGAAGAUUCAAAGAACUCAACUGAAAGUCUUACUGGUGAAAACACACAGAAUUUCAAUUUUAAUGAAACAUUUAUAAACGAAAACAUGGAAUACAGAAUUAGUCGGAGAAAUGGAAUAUGUCAGAAUGACCACGGUGGUCCACUCAUAGGCUGGAUCGGCAAACGAGAGGUCGUGAUUGGUAUUGCCUCAGUAUUCAAAAUUGAUGAAGAAAACAGAUGUAUUGGACCGUAUUUGUACACAAGUACAGUGUGUAAUAGUGCUUUUAUACAUUGUACCUUAAAUGAAGAGCCUCCAAAGGUUCCAAUUCCUAAAAAUAAUAACACUAAUGAUAGGAGAGCAUUUUGCGACAGUCCUCCAAGCGUGAGGGGAUAUGAUACAAUUGAGAGAUUCGUUUCAUGGAAAGAUCAUCCCUCUGGACCAGCAGACAAUGAAAAGGCGCUACGUUCUAAGCCAGAAAGAAAGGAAGAUAAGUUUGCAACACGUGUUGAAUCGGACAAAGAUUCAAAUGAGAAUAAUCCUUUACGUGACAGAAACACGCAACAAGUCAGCUUUCCAAAAGAUCUUAGUGGAAAAUAUAGAGCUCAAGCUAACUUUUUAGCGCUAAUGAAACUAAAGAAAAAGCCUUCAGAAAUGAAAACGGCGUCUUCAGAUGAAAAGGAAAAUGAAGAACCUUUAAAUCCCUCAUCAGAAGAGGUUGUUUCUACUACGGGUCCCUCACAAACAAUGAAUAAUCCUUUGGGUCCUCUACAGCAAAUGAGACCUGACAUAGGGCCCGCACCACAAGUAGUAGGACUUUCACAGCCAAACAUGGGAUUUGCAUUUUCACCGCAGAUAGUAGCACCACAUAAAAUAAGACAAAAUCCGUGGCAGCCACAAAGCUUGGACCCCUCAAAAAAUCUAGGAUAUUCACCGAACUUCGGGUCUCCACUAAAUUUAGGGCCUCCACCAAAUAGUGGGCCAUCACAAAAUUUGGGGUAUCCACAAAACCAGAGACCGUUACAAAAUCUAGGGUCCCAACAAAACCUGGGGCCUCCACAAAACCUUAGACCUCUACAAAACCUAGGGUCUCCACAACAUCUGAAUCCUUCACACAACUUAGGGCCUCUACAAUACCAGGGACCUCCUUACAACCAGGGACUUACACAAAACCUGGGUCCUCCACAAAACUUAGGAACAUUACAAAACCUGGGUCCGCCACAUAACCUGGGUCCUCCACAAAAUCUGGGGCCACCACAAAACCUAGGGCGUCCACCAAACCAGGAGUUUCAACAAAAUUCGAUGUUCCAACAAAACAUGAGACCGCCAUUAAAUCUGGGACAAUCACCUAACCAAGGGUUUCAACAAUAUCAGGAUCGUCCAUUAAACCAGGAGUUUCAACAAAACCAAAACUUGGGACCACCACAAAACCUAAUGCCUUAUCCAAAUUUGGAAUCUCCACAGAACUUGGGGUAUCCACAAAAUCCAGGAGUCUCACUAAACUUACAACCUGCUUCAAAUUUAGGACCAAUGUCAAAUUUUAACCCUUUACCGGCACCCUCGUCUUACUUGGAACUUCAGAACAGCUUUGGUUCUCCAACGAAUGUAGGACCUUCAGCGAACAUGGGGUCUCCAUUAAAUUUCAAGACGUCAAUAAACCAGGAUCCUUCCAGUCAUUGGGUACCUAACAUGAGAAGUCCUACUCUUGAACCUCCGUCACGUACUGGUCCUUCAAGGGAGGGAUCUAAGCCAAACUCCUCACCAAACCUAGAACACAAAGUAGCUACACAAAAUGGAGAGAAAAAACAAAACCAACCGACCAGUCCAAAAAGUUCAAAUAUUUUCGUGAACUUCAAAAUGCGACCGCAAAAACCAAUUCGUAGCAAAUAA